GGAAGUUCGACGUUCCCUCUGGACGUACAGCGAUCAACGUAGCGGAUCUACGCGAGAGAGGGGAGCGGUGAGGCUGUCCCCCCUAAACAUGCAUCUUUUCCCCAGGGUGGACGUGCUCAAAGUGACCCAGGAUGGAGCUCUUCCUGCCGCAUAAACCUUCGCUGUAGUUCGGCUGCAGAGAAACACCCGGGGCUUUAAGACAAACAGAGGUAUCUGCCCUCUUUAUUUAUUCAGGAGAGAAGAUGGCGGAGUUCUCUCCCGUCCUGCCGAUGCGGGAUGGAGGGGGAGGUCGACUUGCUCAGCCCAUCUUCCCGCGGUCCAGGUCGGGUUCCGAGUCCGAAAGCGAACUGUCCCAGAGCCUGGCCCGGACCAAGAUCCGUUCGUACGGAAGUACAGCCAGCGUCACUGCAUCCCUGGGGGAGAAAUACAUAGAGCAUCGGGUUACAGACAGCGAUACUCUGCAGGGGAUUGCUCUCAAAUACGGUGUGACGAUGGAGCAAAUCAAACGAGCCAACAAGCUGUUCAGCAACGACUGCAUCUUCUUGAGGAACAGCCUCAACAUCCCCGUGGCGUCAGAGAAGCGCUCCAUUUUUAACGGACUGUCUCUGGAGUCUCCUGACGGGGACGGGGACGGGGAGACGGCAAACCAGGACGCACACGUACCCCAUGUUAUGAUGCAGGACAUCGAGGGACCCUCGCCGCCCUCAUCGCCGCCUCCCGAGAUCUCCAACGCCCCCCAGCCUCAGCCUCAGCCCGAGGAGCUGUCAGCCAAAGACUUCUUGCACAGACUGGACUUGCAAAUCAAACAGUCAAAGCAGGCUGCACAGAGACUGAAGGAAGAGGAAGUAAGGAACAACGAGGAGGAGGACAACGCGGCCCCCAAAACGUCGUACCAUGAGCUUUAAAGGAAGCAGUCCGUUUGUGCGACCAUAAACACAACCUCAUCUGUUCCAGUUUACCUUGCUGAACACGUGUCAUGUUUGCCUUCUUAUUUAUUGAACUGUAAUUAUUUGUUUUAUUAAUUCUUUUUCUUUUACUGUUUUAUCUGCUUUCUGAGUGUAGUCACGCGAAGCUGCUGUAAGGAGCGCACCAGUUCGUCCUCACAGGGAGACACGGCGCGCUGAGAUUAGGCACCAUAAAAUCCCCCGAUGUUUUUU
This is a messenger RNA of Gambusia affinis (western mosquitofish), 1157 nucleotides long. RefSeq names its product LysM, putative peptidoglycan-binding, domain containing 2 (gene lysmd2). The record is from RefSeq and is a predicted model, not a curated record. NCBI's taxonomy places the organism in Eukaryota, Metazoa, Chordata, Actinopteri, Cyprinodontiformes, Poeciliidae. The transcript has 3 exons. The coding region runs from base 243 to 905 and encodes 220 amino acids.